Molecule: messenger RNA, 828 nt
Organism: Cajanus cajan (pigeon pea)
Lineage: Eukaryota; Viridiplantae; Streptophyta; Magnoliopsida; Fabales; Fabaceae
Source: RefSeq, a predicted model, not a curated record
AUGGCACAAUACGCCACCAGCCGACCUCACCACACAACCUCGGACGCCUUGGCCAAUCUUAGGCAGAACGACGACGAGCCCUUGCGGGCCUUUAUGGAGCGCUUCUCCAACAUCUUAGUCCGGAUCCGAAAUCUCAACCCGGAGGUCGCCCUGCAUGCCAUGCUCAUGGCACUGAAACCCGGAUCAUUCGUCGACAGCCUAUUCCGCGAUGCCCCCCGCGACAUGGACGAACUGCGCGGCCGCGCAGCCGCCUACAUCCAGAUGGAGGAGCACUCGGCUUUCUGUGACCAAGUUCGCGGGAAAGGCCCUGCGAAACCGGAGCAGGGCCACAAAGAUAAGGUGAAAGUCAAUAAUGACACACAGUUCAAGAAGUCGGCCAGAGUGAACAAAGGCGGGAGGUAUGACUUCUACACUCCCCUGAACGCCCCAAGAGUCCAUAUCCUGGAGGAGGCCAGUAACAACAACCUACUAGCCCUCCCAUCACCCGGCCACACACCCAACAACGCCGACAAGUCCAAAAACUGCCGGUACCACAGGAACUAUGGCCACACCAUGGACGAGUGCCGCACGCUCCGAGACCGCAUCGAAGAACUUAUCCAAGCGGGCCACCUUGGCCACUACGUCCAGCGACAGCCAGGUCCCCGAGGUGGCUCUGGAGGCCGGGGACGCGGGAGAGGUCGCGGGUCAGGACCUCGCACAGACUUACCCACAGGGUCCCAGCAAAAUGCUAACGGCGCAGUACAGGCCGAAAUAAGUCAGGAGACAAAAGCAGCCCCCUUGCGGGGAAUCAUUAACAAUCGCAGGCGGCUUCGCCGAAGGAGGCGCUAG